This is a messenger RNA of Anisakis simplex (herring worm), 213 nucleotides long. The record is from the annotation of a GenBank genome assembly. Lineage: Eukaryota; Metazoa; Nematoda; Chromadorea; Rhabditida; Anisakidae.
UUUAUUCUGCCAGCGAUUGUGCAUACAGCGGGUCAACCACCUCGUACGCAUCGCGAAGGGCCAUCCGUAUUGGUAUUACUACCAACACGUGAACUGGCACAACAGGUUCAAGAAGUUGCGAAAGACUAUUGCAGAGCAAUGGGUCAAUCGCUGACUUGUCUCUUUGGUGGUGCACCGAAGGGUAAUCAAGCUCGUGAUUUAGAGCGCGGUUAG